Mixia osmundae IAM 14324 is the source of this 2580-nucleotide messenger RNA. RefSeq lists its product as uncharacterized. The record is from RefSeq and is a predicted model, not a curated record. NCBI's taxonomy places the organism in Eukaryota, Fungi, Basidiomycota, Mixiomycetes, Mixiales, Mixiaceae. Gene Ontology annotation, biological process: mRNA 3'-end processing. The coding region runs from base 1 to 2580 and encodes 859 amino acids. Gene Ontology annotation, cellular component: nucleus. The transcript has 6 exons. Gene Ontology annotation, molecular function: protein binding; mRNA binding.
AUGGAGGGCGCAGAUCUGCUCGCGGCACCGAUAGAAGGUGCAGAUGAGCAGAGUGAGGCCAUGAUAGACACCACUCUCGACAAUGGCUCGAACCUCGACAACAAAACGUCGUUGUCGCCCGAAGCAUCGACUGUGAUCUCCAAUGCUGCGACCUCGCCUGCUGCAACACAAGCGCCCGUUGUUGAGCCGACUGCUGACACAGCCGCUAUCCCGGAGUCGAUCAUCAAGUCCGAACCUGGUGUGACCGUCAAAGCUGAGAAGACAGAGGCCAAGUCAUCAGCAAAGCGGAAAGCCAUGACGACCGCGAGCGUUCCCACGACCAAGUUGGGUCAACUCAAGCAGCGUAUCGAGCGUGAUCCGGUAGACAGUGAAGCCUGGAGAGCGCUCAUCGAUGACGCACUCCAAAAGGGUGACCUAGAAAGGACGAGAGAGGUGUAUGAUGAAUUUUUCACCGUCUUUCCUCAUGCUCCUCAAGAGUGGAUUGCCUACGCCGACCUGGAGCUGUCCCACGAUCUCUUUGACCGCGUGGAAGCCAUCUUCACCACUUGCUUAAAAUCAUCGCCGAGUGUGCAACUAUGGAGCUUCUACAUCACAUACGUAAGACGGAGGAACCCCAUCCAGGCAGCCGACGAAGCGAAAGCGACUGAGGCCAGAACGACGAUCAAGGCCGCUUUUGAGUAUGCGCUGACCCACGUCGGUGUCGAUCCUGCCUCGGGCUCAAUCUGGUCAGAUUAUAUCAAAUUCCUAAAAGAAGGCGACGUACGCUAUUCCUCACUUGCUGAUUGGCAGACCAAGCUCAAGACUGAUCUUUUGGGUGCGGUGUACCAGCAACAACAGACCAAUGACACUGUCAGAAGAGCCUAUCAGACCGCCGUCGUUAUCCCUUUGUACGACAUUGAGGCCAUCUGGACAGAUUACAAUCACUUCGAGCAUGGACUCAACCGCAUGACAGCCAAGCGAUUCCUUGCGGAGCGUCAGACAGGAUAUACGGCAGCCCGAACAGCCGUACGAGAAUUGCGGCCCAUGCUCGAAGGUCUCUUGCGAAUCGACGUAUUGCCUUUGCGGCCUGACUGGAGCAACGAAGAGGAUUGCACGACGCUCGCGAGAUGGCGCAAAUAUCUCAAAUGGGAAGAGAGCAACCCACUUCAGCUAGAUGAUCCCGAAGAUUUGCAAAGCCGUAUCGCGUUUGCAUACAAGAAGGCUCUCAUGCAUGUCAGGUUUUACCCUGAAAUCUGGUUUAUGGCGGCAACGCGUCAGCUCGCUGUACAAAAAGCAGACGAUGCCCUCACGCUGCUCAAGACUGGAGCCGGCUGUUGUCCUUCCAGUCUGCUGCUGAACUUCGCAUGGGCCGAGCAAGAGGAAUUGCAAACCAAAGCUUCGCCGGCAAUACAUCAGAUCUACCGCAGUCUUCAAGACAGUAUAACUCAGCAGAUCGUACGCCACCAAAGUCAGACUGAAGACGAAGUAGCGAGUGCUUUGACGCAAGUCAAAGCGAACGAGGCGGAGAACGAAGCUCAGCUUACAGAAGACCAUGACGAUGCGCAAGCGUCAGGAGGAGCACAAGCCAGUAUAGCCAUCAAAAAUGCCAUCAUCGAGAAGAACAAGCCAGCUUUGCUGUCUUUGAAAAAGAGCCUCUCGCUCGCCUGCAUCAUGGAAUGCCAAUAUGCCCGUAGAGCAGAGGGCUUCAUGGCUGCAAGAGAUGUCUUUGGUCGAUCGCGUAAGUCGCCACAUCUGAUCUGGCAAACCGUAGAGCAUUCCGCGCUGGCCGAGUAUCAUUGGAAUAAAGAAGCGCAGAUCGCCACGAAUAUCUUCGAAUUCGGUGUCAAGCGCUUCGGCGACGACGUUGAGUACGUCAACCGCUACUUCGAUUUCCUCAAAGCCCGCAACGAUGAUCAAAACCUUCGCGCAUUAUUCGAACGCUCAAUCAGCAAGAUUGCGGCAGAACAAGUUCGACCGCUUUGGGAUCGUAUGAUGCGCUACGAGAGUCUGUAUGGCGAUCUUGCUGCGGUGCAGAAGCUCGAAGUGCGCUUUGCGGAAGCGUAUCCGGACGAAGAUGCUGUGACUCGAUUUGCCGAUCGGCUGAGUUUCGGCGGUCUGGACGAGAUUAAGACUCGCGAUCUAGGCAAGCACCUCUUGGUCGAUGAGAUCCGACCGCUCUCACCCGAAUCUGGCGAAUAUGAUACCACAACGAAGCGAGCAAGAUCAGAGGAGAAAGCGAAAGCAGCAAACGGACUGCUCAAGCGUGCCCGUCUGGACGAUCCCGCUCGGGGACCAUCGCCCUCCCCGCUCGGUACGACACAGCGUCGUCAGCCUGUUGUGCCUAGCAGAGCAGACACGCCGACGCAGAACGGCCUUGCGCGGGGCUUGCCAGAAGGUGUCGCAUUCCUUCUUGGUAUCCUACCAUUUGCACAUCAGUUCAAUGGACCUGUGCUCGAUCAUCGCCCCCUUUUGGACGUACUGGCGACACUCAAUCUACCCAUGCGUUUUGGAGGCGGUCCCGCGCGACCCCGCUCGAAUAGUCCAGCUCAACGGGUAGCCGGACGACGAGGCGAACCAGACUAUCGACUCGGAGGCUCAUGA